This is a messenger RNA of Dreissena polymorpha, 2033 nucleotides long. RefSeq names its product carbonic anhydrase 2-like. Bases 384 to 1364 code for a protein of 326 amino acids. The transcript has 8 exons. Lineage: Eukaryota; Metazoa; Mollusca; Bivalvia; Myida; Dreissenidae. Gene Ontology annotation, molecular function: carbonate dehydratase activity; zinc ion binding. The record is from RefSeq and is a predicted model, not a curated record. Gene Ontology annotation, cellular component: plasma membrane.
CCGAGUACACUUAACAUAUCUCGGCCCUUAUGCGACAUGCACAUGGUGCAUGGACAUGAUAAUAGUGACAAGUAUAUGUCAGCCGAAAUGUAAAGCAGGACAAAAUUGUAAUCUGGAGCGGCCGAUUUUGUAUUUCAGUCAAAAAUACUUCGACAGGUGGACUAUACUUAACUUGUGUGAUUUAAAUUACAAGUUAUAUUAAUAUUUUUUAGAUAUAAUUUAGAUGUAUUUAAGUGAACAAAAAAGCAAUACAGUUUCAUAUUGAUAUAUGUCUGUAAUACCAUCGAGUGGGAUUUAAAUAUAUCCUUUAACGAUACAAUAGACUGUCAGAAAGCCCCUCAGAUUGAUGCGUUACUAGGGGACUGCGUCUUGUUGCGUCAAACAUGACCAUAUUGUGUCUUUUGUGCAUCAUCGCAUUGCAACUGACCGUGGUGUUCUCCAGCGCAGGAAAUGUAUGGACGUACAAAGAUUCACUUGGCCCGGAUCAUUGGCACUUAGACUACCCGAACUGCGGCGGCAUACGUCAGUCCCCUAUCGACCUGCAGACCCGAGAUGUGGUCGUUGACGAGACCUACCUGUCCCCUAUCAUCUUCUCCGGAUAUGACCGCGCCCCCAAACUCUUCUAUACCCUUGAAAACAACGGACAUACCGUGCAGGUGGGCCUGAACGACAAGACGAUGGAGAUUUCCAGUGGCGGCCUUAGGGACACGUACGUCGCCGAGCAGUUCCACUUCCACUGGGGAGCCACCGAAGAGCGGGGAUCAGAGCACUCUCUUAAUGGAAAACACUUUCCCAUGGAGAUGCACAUCGUUCACUAUAACAAGAGGUACGAAAAUUUCUCCUCCUCCGUUGACAAGUCGGACGGCUUGGCAGUGCUCGGCUUCUUCUUUGAGAUUGGGCGAUUUAACAAACAUUUUCAAGAAAUUAUCGACCACUUUGUCGAGAUACAGUACAAAAACGAAAAUAUCACUAUCAACUCCAUUCCCUUGAUAGACUUGAUGCCUGCUCGUCUUACCCAUUACUUCCGCUACUUGGGUAGUCUGACCACGCCCCCUUGCUAUGAAAGUGUCACGUGGACCAUUUUUAAUGAGACCAUUGAAAUAGCAGAGGAGCAGCUGGUGGAAUUCCGCACCACCAUCUUCGAAAACGACAAGAGCGACGGCGGCGUUCCCAUCGACAUUACUGACGACUACCGGCCUGUCCAGUGCAUGUUCCGACGCCGACUGUACGCCAGUCACCCAUCCCUGAAAUACGACAUGGAGGCAGGGAAAACAAUAACUAGCGGCGCCUCCAAUGUACUGAGCCGUCUCGUUUUCACUUAUUUUGUUUGCGUAUGUUCUUUUGUAACAUUAUUGUUUCUCUGAUUAGCUGAGUAGUUUCAUUUUGUAGGUGUUAUUUCAUUAUGCAUAUACAUUUCAUACGUUUUUUAAACAUCUUUCUUUAGACCAGAAUUUUGGUAUUGAGUGGAAUAAGGUAUAUUUGAUAACUGUAUAUAUCUAUUCGGCAUGUAUAGUUUGCCACUAGAACUUAGCCUACUGUGUACAUUAAUGAGCAGUUGUGUUACUUACCAAAAAAAGGUGAUUUGUGUGCAUAAAAAUUACAACACUUAAAAACUGAAUGGAACUUAAUUUCACAAACUCUAUGUUUAUUGGCAUAAUUAAAUAAAUAAAUGCAUAGCUUAUAACGAUACUGUAAAGUUUACUUCAAUAUUUAAAACUGUAAUCAACUUCGUAUUAUUUUGCCUUAAGCUUACAUUUCCGUAACUUUGAAUGGUACCCGAGUAUGUCCGUAAAACUGCGAAAAUGUGGUCAAAAUCAAAACAAGAUAUUGUGCCACAUUUUGGACUUAGUUUUAUGAUAGGAAUAUAACUCGUUGCUUAUUAUACGAGAUGUCCCAUACUCGAAUCCCGCAAAAAGCAAAUUUUGUUAUUUUUAUCUAAUGUUUUUUAUGUUUUGCUUUUAUAAUGACUGUUGAUUGUUCCGAAUAAUGUUAAGUUGUAAAUAAUUAUAUUAAAUAAAAGUUUAAAACGCAAA